GACGCCAGUUGAUAAAUUUUCAUAAAAAUUUUAGUACGUUUACUCGAAAAGUCGGUUUUAUUUAUGUGUUUUAUUGUACGUUUACAUAUUACGUUUUAAUUUACACUUACAAAUGAUUUGCUUUAACGUUAUAUGUAGAUUUAUCACGCAUAAUUCUAACGAUUGCAUAGAUAUGCGUCUUUUAUCGUUUUGCAUGUGCGUGAAAGAUAUGUCACUUUAUUAAAGUACGUAGAUUUGUAGCUGUUUUGACAAUGUAAAACUGAAUGAGUGGGUACUUUAACUUUGUAAUUUUACAUUUUAUAUAUAACGACACAGACUGUAAUGAAACGAACAAUAGUGUAGUGUCGGUUAGUUAAUUUUUGACAGCCGGCAGGCUCGUCAUAGGUGACUUACUAUUGGCUUCCUAUAAAAAUGAACAGUCGCAGUAGUGUAAAUGAAACGAAUUUGGUGAAUUUUUGCGGCUCUACGGCAGAUUUAACGACAUUAAAUCCAUUGGACACAAAAGAUAGCCUACUGACAUUUCCCUUUGAUCAUUUAUAUGCAUGCCAUUCCGAAGGUUCAGAAAGAAGGCAAUCCCUUCAACUCGAAAAGGAGGUGGAGAUUUCUACUCACUGUGUCGUUCCUGAAGAAAAGGACGUGACAGUUAAUACAAAUCCAGACCCUAGUUCUCUCACAGAGAAGUUGGCUGCUGUAGAGAAAGAAAACAAGAGACUAAGGGAAUUGCUUGUUUUUCAUCUAGACCUUAUACAACAACAAAACGAUGUAAUUACCAACAGGGACAAGUUCCUUCAGCUUUUAAAACAAGAAAAUGAUACACUCAAAGCUAGAGUAAAUAGAAGACUACUGACCCACAAACAUAGCAUAAAUCCUGCUCCUCUACUGCCUGUACCACCACCAAAUGUUACAUCCACUGUUGUCAAGACAGAACCAGGGUCAAGUUCUCAGAUAAUGUUAAAUAGUUUUCCCGAUCUUCUGUUGCCUGAUAAUAGAGCAAAUACAUUUUUAUUUGAAAGUGACGUUAAUAAGUCUAAACCAUUUGGUCAAGAUAAAUGUACGGUUCCUAAAACUACAGAAACAGAAGUACCAAGUUUCUUACCGCAUGACUUAAGUGUCCCAUCUAUUUUGGACAAUAAGUUAAAGUCUGACAAUUUCACAAUGAUUGAAAGUAAACGUACGCCCGUAGAAAAGGAAAUUAAGACUGAAACUCGUCCAGAGCCUAUGUACACUGUUACUUCAACCAGUGGCAAUCCUGUUAUUCAGAGGAUACAAAGGAACAGAAGACGGCCUUCCGGUAUAGGUUGUUUGAGUCGAAUGUCAAGAACUCCAGCAAAGACAGAAACGCCGGAUAAUAGUAAAACAGACGACGAAUUCAGUUUAAAUAAAAAGUCAAAAAUGAUCAAUACAUAUGGUAAGAGUAAACCAACUAUUCCAAAGAAGACUACACAGUUCACUGGAUCCCUUUCAGACAGACUUCAGUUAAUAGAUACCACUCCCACAGGGGAAGAUCCUUAUUUACUGGGUGAAGCUGAUAUGAGAGAGCAAUCUCCUAUACCUAAGUUAAUGUUACAGAAGUCAAAUCAUAGGAAAAUAUAUUCAGACCCCAAGGGGGAUAACACGACUCCAUCUCGACGCAUUUAUGAUUCAAAUCCAAAUGAUGGGAACAGUAAAGGGAUAAAUAAAAUGAAGAUUGAUAGAUUUAAUUUUUUGGACCCCUAUGUGAGCCAAAAGGAUACAAUAAAAAAGGAAACACCGAAGAGUUUAACGAAGAGUUUGGCGGUGGAUAAACCAGAUUUAAAAAUUGUAAAAAGAGAGCCGCGGGUAGACUGGGAUGUGUAUUCAAAGAAACCAAGAAAUGAAAAAAGUUUAUGUGAUUUUUCCUAUGGAGAGAAUGCAGAUAAUUUAGCGUCUCAAAUUUUGCCAAAUUUUGGGGAAGUAGAAUUACAAGAGUUCUUCACGCCUGCGUUUCCUAUAGAUGGUUUAAAUACUGUACAAUACUCAGCAGUCGACAAGAGCGCAGGCGAUAAGUCUAAGAAAAGUGUAACUCAAACAGCUAGUUUAAUAGGAACUAAUAUUGCGGGCGAUGACUGUCUGGAAAAUAAGGGAAUGAACGAUAGUAAACGUGGUAGAAAACGAGCACUUUCCACUACUGGGCUGGUGAAAAACAUUAAACGUGAAAACAGUCAAAAAGAAAUUCCUGCUAAACCUAAAUUAAUUAAAGGAAAAGAUGACUCCCAAAAUGAUCUUUGCUAUAAACAUCUUUCAGCUGCUUGUCGUGGUAAGAAGUCGCCAUUACCUGGAAUGGUGACUAAUAAGCCUUAUCAUACGCUAGUGGGUGAUCCCGAUUUGUCAUGGUAUUAUCGGCUUGACCCACACAUAAAAUUAGAAGACAUAGAUUCGCCUUCCGAUAACAAAGUAUCAACAGUUGAGGUUCCACGGUGGCGGGAAAAACCUUACACCAGUUGUUAUACACUCGAAGGUACAGAAAAUUUAGAUGACAAGGUGUUUGAAAAACGUCAUCAAAAAUUAGAAGCUGAAGAAAGGCGACAAUUAAGGUGGCACAUGCGCCGAAUUCGGGAGCAAAGACACGUAGAGCGCCUUCGACAGCGUCAAAGGGAUACAUGGGGCUCAUCGUCUCACCACCAGCCUUCUGUUUUCACAGUAUGGCCGCAACCCCAGCGCGACGUACGGUUUAUAGAAAUCACUGAUACGCUACCCGUGAUGGCUUUUGGAGAAAUUGUCCCGGCCCUUCCCGACUCGGAUUUCAUGUUACCAUGGGUGAGGAUUUCCAAAGCAUUGAAGAGGUCUAAAAGAUCGAAAACACUGCAUUAAGGUGUUUGAUACUAAAGUGAGUUAAAUUUCUUAAACGGUCAAAGAUAAAAAACCUGUGUAUUUCUAAACUAAGUGUACGUUAUUGUUCUGAGUAUUAUCCUUUAUAGUCGUGGACAAUCCUUUGUUUGACGUCGAGAUUAAAAUAAAUGAAGUGCUUGUGAGUUCAAAUGUGAAUGACGCUGUAAAUAUUAUUAGUGUCGUUUCUGUAGAUUCUAUAAUAUGAUUUUGACUUUUAUUUGACCGGAAGUACUUCUCUUAUUCCGCCAGACGAAGAGAUAUUUAGCGUCUGUGUGUGCUCUCUAAAUUUUUUGUUUAUGAUACUUGUUUGUUUACUGUAAAUAUUUUUAAUUAUUAUUAUAACAUUUAUGAUCGACUGAAAAUUGUAAAUAUCGAAACAGUGUAAUAGGAAAUUAUUAAGGAUAUAUAACAUUUGUUGUUUUUUCUGCAUUCAUGUUAGAAUAGUUAGAAAAAGUAUGAAUGUCCGAGGGCCAGAUAAUAUAAUUAUGUAAUCCUCCAAAAAUAAUUGUAUAAUAUUCCAAUGUGACAUGUAGGACUAAUUAAUAUAAUAAAUAAUAUUAAAAAUGUCGGUAUUAUGAUGUAAGGUUCAUAGACGUAAUUUACUUAUUGACAACAGUCGACGCAGUUCUAAAAGCACAAGAAAUCCUCUUAAUCUUCCUAUGAAAAUAAGUACUUUUUAAUGUCGGCACCAAAGAAUCAAUUUAGAAGAUAGAAUCGAUUUUAUUAAAUUACCUCCAAAUAAAUGUAUUUUCCUGGCUUUAUCUUCUUACGUUCUAAUUUUUUAUUUCAUGUCCAUAAGCUAUAAAUCAUGUAUGACCACAAAUUAUUAUGUCUUACUGUUUCUUAGACUGUUAUUCACAAAACGGUACAGCGCUGCAUCGUCGUGUCGUGUGUAAAGUUAACAUUAAAUACAAUUUUUUAAACCGUUGUAUUCUGUAGUUCUAUUCUAGUCUUUGCAUAUGAUGUGGCACCGCACCGUUGUGUAUGUUAAUAGUAUAUUACAAUAUAAGUGCGUUAUGAUGGC
Achroia grisella is the source of this 3871-nucleotide messenger RNA. RefSeq lists its product as uncharacterized. Gene Ontology annotation, cellular component: MSL complex. The transcript has 11 exons. The record is from RefSeq and is a predicted model, not a curated record. Lineage: Eukaryota; Metazoa; Arthropoda; Insecta; Lepidoptera; Pyralidae. The coding region runs from base 412 to 2829 and encodes 805 amino acids.